AUGUCCAUUCUCACUGCCACAAAGUCGCCACAUGAUGCCAGAAAGACCACAGAGACUAAAGAGUACCUACCCAGCCGCGACAAUGUCAUCUCCAGCAUGCAAAGGGUCCUUCAGCUCUCCUCGCCCGGCGACCACGUCUACAUCCAUUACUCUGGCCAUGGAACUAUUCGAAGCAAGGACAGAGCAGUAGCAUUGGAACUGAUCAACCCUACAAGCUUGGAGACCGAGUAUCUGUAUGGCACCAUACUACGGAACGCUAUCAACAAGAUGAUACAAAAAGGGCUUACUGUGACGCUUAUCCUUGACUGUUGUUUCUCCGGGAGUGUUCUUCGGGAUGACAGAUUACAAUCCAGGAAGGUUCGGUAUCUGGAAUACAGUCGUGAUGUCGACCUACAAUCCGACUAUCGAGAUCCCUUUCACUCCAAUACGUCGCGUGACAGCGAGCUUGGUCUAUCCAGACUCCUGGAUCCCGAAGGCCACACAAUCAUUGCCGCGUGUGGACCUCUUGAGGUUGCUUCGGAGCUGGAAUUCGAUGGAGGUGCCACCAGAGGGGCACUAAGCUAUUUCCUGGUUGACUCGCUCACAAAGCUGAGGAGGCGAGGUAUCAAAGUCUCCAACCAGAUGCUGCACCAGAAUCUUCGAGCACAGUUCCAUGCCCAUGUUCCCGAGCAGACCCCAAUGCUUUAUGGAAACCGCGGAUUCGCCUUUUUCGGAGACUUCAUCGACUUCAGCGUCGAGGCUCAUCUUCCAACAUUUUCUCUGCAUAGAAGUAUCGAGCAUGGUGGUCUUGUUCUGCACGCUGGACAGGCUCAUGGAGUGCACAGGGAUGACGAAUUUGCCUUGAGCCCAUUUGAGCAGCAAGACGAGGCCCGCCAACCGACAAUCAGAGGAAGAAUUGAUGCCGUCGACUGUCUUACAUCCACGAUGAACACUGUGGAUCCAAAGGACUCAGAAAACAUCAAAAGAGGGUCGACCUGGAAAGCCACCUUGGUGACAUCCUUCUCUCCUAGAAAGGUUCAUAUCCACCUCGAUUACGACGUACCAGACAACAACAAUCUUAUCCAAGCGGCUAGCUCGAAUGGCUACCUAACAUUUCUGAUCACUUUCGAGAAUCCGAGUCGUCGUUUGCUAUACCUGGGAAUAUUUUUGUUUACUCAGUUGUGGGAGGUUCGCAACCUGGUAUCUGAGAAGGGAGAAGAUGCUUAUCUAACUGUCCUCCCCCGGACCCCAACUGAAAUUGGGAAGAUGGAGCUUCCUCUAGCCAUGACUGUUCCGGGCGAGCUUCGCAAUCGGGGACAUGAACAAACUGAGGACAUCAUCAAGAUAUUCAUUACGAGCCAACCAUUCGUGUUCCCUGGACUCAUGCUCCCGCGGCUUGGCCAUGUGCCUGGACAUCGCGGAGAACUAGAUCCAUUCUCAAGACUGUUUCAAGACUUGCAAGGCAACCAGGAUGGUGAUAGGGGGGACAGAAAGUGCGAAUGGACGACCCGCAGUUAUCUCGUCCGUACUCAUAUCUAG
This is a messenger RNA of Fusarium vanettenii 77-13-4, 1518 nucleotides long. RefSeq lists its product as uncharacterized. The record is from RefSeq and is a predicted model, not a curated record. The transcript is spliced from 2 exons. The coding region runs from base 1 to 1518 and encodes 505 amino acids. Gene Ontology annotation, biological process: proteolysis. Gene Ontology annotation, molecular function: cysteine-type endopeptidase activity. Lineage: Eukaryota; Fungi; Ascomycota; Sordariomycetes; Hypocreales; Nectriaceae.